Molecule: messenger RNA, 1226 nt
Organism: Periophthalmus magnuspinnatus
Lineage: Eukaryota; Metazoa; Chordata; Actinopteri; Gobiiformes; Gobiidae
Product: V-set and immunoglobulin domain-containing protein 1-like
Exons: 7
Coding region: 10-999 (329 amino acids)
Biological process (GO): epithelial cell morphogenesis; maintenance of gastrointestinal epithelium
Cellular component (GO): plasma membrane
Source: RefSeq, a predicted model, not a curated record
UUUCUUUCAAUGCGACACCUGAGGCAUUUGAAAGAGUGGAGGUACUUGGUGAACACGUUUACAUCUGGACCAGGCAAUAUGUUGUACUUCUCAGUGUUUUUCAGCCUCAUUGGCUGUGUGGAGUUAAUAACUGUGACGACUCUGCAGAAGUUUGUGAAUGUAACAUCAGGGGGGACAGUCCUGCUCCCGUGCACCUUUGUGACGAGCGCGCCGCCGAACUCCCUGACCAUUCAGUGGGACAUGGUCUCUAAGACCUCUAUGACUCCACAGCAGCUGUAUUACUAUCAGUCUGGCAAAGAUGUGAUCACACAACGUUUUGAGGGAAGACUUCAGCCUCCUCUGUCUCCAGCCACAUCCAACAAUGCCUCAAUAAUCCUCAGUAACAUGCAGUCUGCAGACUCUGGGGUGUACACAUGUGAGGUGCACAACUUCCCCGACGUGGAUGGUCAGUCUCAGGCCAGCAUCGUGGUCAAUGUGCUGGAGAAACCAUCACAGCCCUACUGCUCAGUGCAUGGAGAUGUGGAGUCGGGCCACUUGGUGACUUUGACCUGCCACAGCGAGCGCGGGAGUCCUCCUCCUAUCUACACAUGGAUCAGACUGGAUCAGACCAAGACCAGGAGGCCCGUGUUGGGCAGAACUACUGACACUGGGAUUCUUCAGAUUGCCAACAUAUCUCAGUUUGAGUUUGGGGAGUAUCAAUGCAAUGCCACCAAUGCUGUGGGUUAUUCAACUUGCACUAUAGAGUUAAACCCUGAAGUGGGGGCCGGGGUAGUUGCUGGAGCAGUGAUUGGUGCGCUGCUGCUUUGCCUCUUGAUUGUGCUGAUUGUGUGGUUUAUUGCUCACACUGUGAAGAAGAGCAAAUAUAAAACUGUUAAAGUGUCUGAGGCCAGUGAGAUGAGGGGGAGCCAUUCUCAGGCCGUCAGUGCUCCUGCCACUGUUGAGACUGAAAUCACAACAAGCGACCAGCACCACGAUGAAGAGGACGAGGCACAGGCCUGAAGAAGAGAAUGCAUCUAAUUCAGCAGUUUUUACAUCAAACAAUCGUAGCAUUUUUACAUUUCAUCGGCUGCAAGGAAUUUGUUGUGUCAUUAUGUCAUUGCCAUCAUCUGUUUCCGGUUCUUAUUAGAGUCUAAUUGGACAGAUAUGACUCACAUUGUUAAUACGCUCUAAGUAUUUUUAUGGUUAAUUAAGACCGAGGGGCUUUCCAAAAACAAAACAAAAACAAA